AUGUGUGUCAAACCUGUGUCUCUGCUGCGGAGAAAGCAUCAUGUCAGCGCUGUGGAGGUUUGCCGUGACUCUCAUCGUUGUCUUCUGCAUCUCUGUCUCCACAACCUCAUGCAGCACAGUGAAAUGGAAGAAACCAGGGAUGUCCGUCACGAUCCAAUGCAACUGUGGAAAAAAGGAUAUAAAGUUUAUCUCAAAGACAACGGACAUUUCCCCAAUAUUCAAAUCCUCCUGAAGAACUUGACACGUGAGGACACAGGGGUGUACUGGUGCAUGUGUGGGACACACUCUGCAGAAACUGGGCUGAAUGUCCCGGAUGGGGAUGGGUCUGUGCUGUUGGUGGUAGCAGAUCCCGCGGCUGGAGCAGACUCGUCUAAAGCCUCGGCCUGCGGCGAGGACGACACGGAGGUGGACAACCACCUGCUGCUGAUAACUGUGGUCAUCUCAUCUGUAUUGGUGCUCGUCAUCUUCUCAGCUUUGCUUCUGUUGGCAAUACGAAAGGUCACGGUUUCCCAUGACGGCAAGAAACCAAGAGCCAUUCCUCGCAACGACGUGUAUGAAGAAAUGCGAGUGAGCAUCAGGAGAUGA
Molecule: messenger RNA, 585 nt
Organism: Knipowitschia caucasica
Lineage: Eukaryota; Metazoa; Chordata; Actinopteri; Gobiiformes; Gobiidae
Source: the annotation of a GenBank genome assembly